CUUUUUUUUCAUUUCAAAACGAUAAUUUCAGGUUGUUUUCGUCACACAGCUGAUGCGUGCACACACGCGCAUCGAGACACAUCGCAUCGACUUGGCUUCCGUGGGAUAUUCAUGCCGUCCGCUUGACGCCGAACGAUGACGAGUACGAAUGAUAAGUCGCAAAUUCAGUCCAACGAGGAGGUCAUAGAGGAGCUCACUAGAGAUCUAGAAAGUUCUUGCAUCCGUGAAAAUGGGGACCAGCGAGUGGAUGGUGCUUCGGACGCGGACGCGCGAUCGAGGGGUGUGCUCGAGAGUGACUCGUGGGAUGUCGUCGAUAAGGAGGACAAUGACGAUCAGGCGCAAAAUACGGAUCUUGUAGAAGACGUGGAUGAGGAUCUCCUCAAGGAUAGGGACCUGUUACUUACGGAAAGCGAACUGGAGGCAUUGAAGCAUGAAGCGGAAAAUUUAAAGCAAGCAGGCAACAAUCUCUUCAAAAGUGGCGAAUAUGUACAGGCGAUAUCACAAUACACAGAGGGAUUGCGAACUUGUCCUUUAGUAUACACUAAAGAAAGAUCUAUAUUAUAUGCAAAUAGAGCAGCAGCAAAAGUAAAGUGUCAGUCAGAGAAAGAUUCAGCUAUAUCCGAUUGUACAAAAGCCAUCGAAUUAGAUUCCAGCUAUGUCAAAGCUUAUAUAAGAAGAGCGCAGUUGUAUGAAGAAACAGAGAAAUUAGAUGAGGCAUUAGAGGAUUUCAAGAAAGUAUUGACGUUUGAUCCUAAUCAUACAGAGGCUAAUCAUGCUAUCAGGAGAUUACCUCCGUUAAUCAAUGAAAGAAAUGAGAAGCUGAAGGCAGAAAUGUUGGGCAAAUUAAAGGAUUUAGGGAACAUGGUUUUAAAACCCUUCGGCCUUUCCACAAAUAACUUCGAAUUGCAAAAGGAUCCCAACAGUGGCGGUUAUUCCGUAAAAUUUCAUCAGAACCCCAUGUAACAAGCUAGUUAUAUAUUUUUUAUUUAUAAACUAAAUUAUAGAUAAACUUUGUUCUUUAUCUGUAAGAAAUUAAGAUAUAUUUAUAUAUUCUACGCGAAUCCUAUUUUGUUCCUAAACUCUGUAAUUAAAUAGGUAUUGAUGAAAUAUUAACAACAUAAUCGAAAUUA
Molecule: messenger RNA, 1130 nt
Organism: Pogonomyrmex barbatus (red harvester ant)
Lineage: Eukaryota; Metazoa; Arthropoda; Insecta; Hymenoptera; Formicidae
Gene: Ttc1
Product: Tetratricopeptide repeat domain 1
Molecular function (GO): protein binding
Source: RefSeq, a predicted model, not a curated record